AUGGGCAGUCGGGGCACCCCCGUUAAAAUGACAAAUGCUGUCUGUAAGUCGUAUAACAAAUCGUGGGUUGCCGUUCACUACUGUCGUCUGAAGGCCUAUUCUCGGAACAAGACCAGCUUGAAUAUAAAUGCCACGUUCAUAGAGACAGCCCAUCGCAUAUCCCUUCACAUGAAGAUGAUGAAGAAGGCCAGUGGCUAUAAGCCGUUUCUGUUUGUUUAUACCUUCGAUGCCUGCGAGUUUAUGAGGAGACGGAACCUGCCCUUUGCCAAGAUCAUCUGGAAUCUGAUCAAGGAUGGUGUAUCCACCAUCAACCACACUUGUCCUUUUAUGGGCUUACAAAUGCUAAGUGAUUUUCACCUAAUUGAAGUACCAUCACUACCGACGGGAGAGUACUUUCUUUUAUUAGACUACAGUUUGCAACGAAUGUAAAUUUCGUUCAUUCAAUCAAGAU
Drosophila biarmipes is the source of this 451-nucleotide messenger RNA. RefSeq lists its product as uncharacterized. The coding region runs from base 1 to 429 and encodes 142 amino acids. The record is from RefSeq and is a predicted model, not a curated record. The transcript is spliced from 4 exons. Lineage: Eukaryota; Metazoa; Arthropoda; Insecta; Diptera; Drosophilidae.